This is a messenger RNA of Schistocerca gregaria, 7400 nucleotides long. RefSeq names its product LITAF domain-containing protein. The transcript has 4 exons. Lineage: Eukaryota; Metazoa; Arthropoda; Insecta; Orthoptera; Acrididae. The coding region runs from base 278 to 658 and encodes 126 amino acids. Gene Ontology annotation, molecular function: zinc ion binding. The record is from RefSeq and is a predicted model, not a curated record.
AUUGCGUGUGUGAAUGCCGUCAUUUGAAAUCAUGUUUGAAAUGCAUUGUAGAAUGCUUUGACAUGACGUGACAGCCAGUGUAAAUUGGCCUUACAAAAUAAUAUAAAACAUGAAGUAUGACGACAGCAAAUAAGCAAAGACCUUAUUGUAAUGUACACGUGUUACUCUAUCUCUGAGCAGGAAUAAUUGAGGACAGGACACAUUAAUAACAGUGGAGAGGGGUGCAAAGUGUUUUUGGGGCGUAACUUGACGGAGACUUGUAAACAACGAGAACAAAAUGAACAAAGCAGGACCUGUACCUCCACAAUAUGGGCCACCUCCAGCUGCACCUCCAAGCUACUCCCAGGCUGUGGGUGGAGUACCACCAUCUAGCCCCUUCACUCCUGGACAUUCAUUAUCAGGAGGGCCAACAAUUGUCACAACAGUGGUUCCUGUGGGCCCACAGCCAACUCACAUGAUUUGUCCAUAUUGCCAUGCUGAGGUUGACACUGCUACAAAGACAGAGCCAGGAUUAAUUGCAUAUAUUUCUGGUGUUGUUAUUGCUCUUCUUGGCUGUUGGCUUGGAUGUUGUCUCAUACCUUGCUGCAUUGAUGAAUGUAUGGACGUUCAUCACACAUGCCCUAACUGCAAGGCAUAUCUGGGACGCUACCGCCGAUAAUGCUAGACUCUGGGUCAUGAGUUAUGAAUAAACAAAGCUUAUUGAAUUUCUAAUACUCACCAAUGCAAUACUCAUUAUAGUAGUUUUAUUUUACUACACUUUUUGAACUGCAGUGUCAUUUCAGUGAGACACUGCAACCAUUAAUGACUAAGCAUAUAUAUAUAUAUAUAUACAUACAUAUAAUAGUACCUGUUAAAUAAUAGAUUUAUUGCUGGUAUUUUUCAGCAGUAUAUGCUUCAGCACAAAAUUAAAGCUGAUUAAAAAUCGCUGUCAGUGUAAUUUUUAAUGUUGAGCUGUCAUUUUGGGAUGUCAUAUAUUUUUAUAAGAAGUUUCCAUUUUUCCUUACUGUGUUUCUAAUUGAGUAGUUCUUGUGUAGAGGCUUUUGGCUGUUUUUAGGUGUCUUUGCUUAUAAAUAUCAUUGUCAAAUGAAUGUUUGCAAGUUCUCUGACACAGAAAAUAUAUUCACUGGGAUUAAAAGUAUUUUUAUAUCUUUAACAGCAGCUCUGUUUGAGAACUGUGCUGUUGCAUAGUUCUUAGUCAUAGGUCUACUUUCAUUGGCUUUGGGCAGUGAUCAUCUUAAAAAUGUCCUUGAUCUCACCCCCUUACAGGAAAAAAAAUUGGCAGCUCUUUGUGUGUCACAAUAAUAAUAAUAAUAAUAAUAAUAAGAAGAAGAAGAAGAAGAAGAAUAAUUCAUUCUCCUAAAUAAUACAAUCUUUUUAGUGUGUAUACCAAAAUACAUUUGACAGUGGCAAAACACGUGAUUGUAGUCUCCUUUUGGUAAUAUAACUUGCUGUCCUCUUGAAAAUAUGUGAACUAAUGAAAUAUAUCCAUGGUACUGGCAAUUUCCUUGCUUUGCCACUACACAAAGAUUUGUAAUUACUGUAAACAUAUUUUUGUCUCAGGAUACCCUUCCAGUGACUUUUGCGCAGUUAUUGGAUCCUGACUGUUUUAAUCUCUUGAUCUUCAUGCCCUCUUACUAGUGUAAUGUGUACAUUGUUUUGAAAGUUACUUUAUCAGGCUGUUAUGGAUUCUAAAAAAUAUCCAUUUAACAUUAUAUAAUACUCUGUUUACUUUUUGGUGUGAAAUAUUGUGUCCAUACUAAUUAAUUUAUACAUGUAUGAAGGUAGAUUGAAAAGCUACAGUCACGUAAAACAAACAGUUGUAGCAUAGAGACGGCAGCACACAAUAAUAAUAGCUUUGAGCUUCCAUAACACUCUCAAUCCUACAAAAAUUGGGAAAUGGAAGGCACAAAGAAGCAGCAGAAGUAUAAAUGAAAUAGUAUGUAACAAGAACUCAUAUCAGCAAAAUUAAUUUAUCAUGUACACCUGAAUAUGCACACAUCGGAAAGUCCAGGAUGGAAUAGCAACAGUAUUAUGGAAAUGACAGUGUGCUAAUCACUGUAUAGAGGAGACACAGUCACAGACAGGUACAACAAAAAGACUGCUAUACAAGCUUUUGGACAAAAGGCUUAGUUUCAAAGAAGAAAAUUCUCUCUCUCUCUCUCUCUCUCUCUCUCUCUCUCUCUCUCUCUCUCUCUCUCUCUCUCUCUCUGUCAGUCUGUCUGUCUCUGGACACUGUGAUCCAACCAUGGACCGCCUUCCAUCAUGUGCAGCUGAAGUCCAUGGUCGAGCUUCAGCCGCCAGUCAGUGGUCGUGUGUGUGUGUGUGUGUGUGUGUGUGUGUGUGUGUGUGUGUGUGUGUGUGUGUGUGUGUGUAAACACUUUAGAAGAAGGCCUUCUGGUUGAUAGCUUGUAUAGCAGUCUUUUCCCUGUGAUGGUGACUCAGUGCAUCUUCUGCAUGGUGAGUAGCACUCUAUCCUUCCAUAACAUAUUUACAUGUGUCAUUUGAUGUGGGGGUUGACAUAGUGUUGGGUUAACGGUUGAUUCUGCUCAUUUGUGUAUGGAUUUUUCAUAACUAUCUUUAUAUAUUAUAUAGAUUUUGUGUUCAUCUUGGUAUUUACUUUGCAAGAAUAGUUUGUGGUAGUGUAACUAUUUUGCUCAUAUGUUUAUGGCUCAUUUUUAAACACACUAAAAUAAAAAAAACAGUGUGUGAAUAUUUUGUUAAGAGAAGUAAUCCUGUAUGUAUCUAGUAUAGCCUUAUGACUUGAUAUUCUCUUUCAUAAAUAACACAAAAUGAAAUGAGGGCUUAUUGGCCACAAUUAUGGUAACAGUAGUUGGCUCUAGGUAGUUUCCAUUGUGAUGUGCAAUAAUUUAUGAAGAACUCUUGUUCAGUUUUAAUUAAAUCUCAUUCAGCAGCAUUUAUUAACAGUUGUCAGUCUUUGCAGCACAAUUGAUAAAAAGCUAAUAAGAUUGUUUUAGAGAUUGAAGUUUACUGUUUAUCACAUUUUUGUCUUUUGAAGAUUUGGAAUUGCAAGAUAUGGAAUACUUUAUGAAUGCAAGCACAUCUGUUUCAUAAUAAAGACUGCACUGGAGACAUCUUGAUGGAAACACACUUCAUUUAACCCGUAAAUAUCUAGGUUUUACUCAUUUAUAUUAUGGUAAUUGUUCUUGUAACUAUAUUUUAGCUUUUAUGGGCUUCCAAGUUCUGUAUUUUAUGCAUGAUGUAAGUUUUCAUGACUAACUCAAAUUGUCAUUUAUUGUUUUAGCAAUUUAAUUUUCUCUGGCUUACAGUUAAACUAUCCAGAAAAUCAAAAUUCUAUUUAAAUAAGUUGUUUUCGGUAGUUUUACCAUUUAAGUUGUGAAAUUCAAAUGGCUGUCACUUCCUUAUGAAAGUAAUGUUUAAUGUAAAACAGAAAGUAAGUUUUAUGGCAUAUCUUAAUGUUUGUACAAACUGUGGGAGCUACACAAAUACACAGUAACAUACCUAAUCGUGCUCAUAUACCUCAAAUUCUGCAGGGACACAUGUUCAUUGGUUGUUGUGAAUACCAUAUCAUUUUUCAGAAAUGUUGAAAGUAGUUUUCUUUGAUGUUAAUUUUGAGAUAACAUAUCAGCUGCAUAAAAUAAAGGUCUAUAAAAGCUGAGUCCUCUACAAAUAAAAUCUAAUUCUUGCACAUUCAGGUAAUGCUUAUCACACACUGUUUAUAAUAUUUUUGCUGUCCACCCUCGGUAGCUGAGAGGUCAGCGUGACAGAAUGUCAAACCUAAGGGCCUGGGUUCAAUUCCCAGCUGGGUCGGAGAUUUUCUCCGCUCAGGGACUGGGUGUUGUGUUGUCCUAAUCAUCAUUUCUUCCGCAUCAACGCGCAAGUUGCCGAAGUGGCAUCAAAUCGAAAGACUUGCACACGGCGAAUGGUCUACCCGAUGGGAGGCCCUAGUCACAUGACUUUUACAAAAUAUUUUUUGUAUACAUGUUUCACAGAAUGUGCUGAAUAUGUACAGUUCCUACACUGUAUCUUGACAAAUGUUGACAAAUAACAUGAAUUAAAAAAGAAAGAGUGAAUCCUGUAGUAAAAUGUAAGCAUUUUUAUUCCGUGUAACCACUAAAGGAAAGUAAUGACACUAAGUGAUUAACUGCACUCAAAUAUAUCUAACAUGAGACUACCCAUCUUAAUUUUUCAAUUUCUCCACAUGUGAUGAAGAAAGAUACUGUCGUAUUUCACGUAUGCCUUCACAUCUUAUGAAAAAUUCAUUAAAAGUUCAAGCUUAUCCUCUAUCCUCCCCAUCUUUUCCCCUUCUCACUUACAUGUUAUGUUGCUCAUGUCCUGUAUUUUCUGCAGCUUGUAAGUUUGACCCAUUUUUAUAGUUGUGAAAACACUGUAUACUGUUUAAUUAUGGGUUUGUGUCCUCUCACAGUCUCAUAGCUCCCCCUCCCUCUACCUCUCUGUUUGUCACUUGGCCGUUCAUGUAUCUGCAUAGUUUGCAUAUUUUCAUUGUAUGGAUUUAUUGUUGCCAGACCAGUAGUCUGUCUCCCUUUUUUUGUGUGUAAUUGUACUUAACCCAAAACUGAUCCCCUCUCUCCUAAAGGUUUCAGUGUCCAUGGAACAUUGUACAUUCCAAGAUUGUACACUCCAAUAGAAGUAGCAUUUAUGUUCAUUUGAAGUGCUUGAGACUUUCUUGGGCAUUUCAUUCCCAUGGAACUGUGCUCUCUUAAAAAUCUGUGUGAAAUAAGUACACAAGGCAUCACACUGCAGCCUAUGCAGCAAAGUGGGCUUGUAGUAAGACCAUUAUAGUUCACUAAAUGUUGUUAUAGUGGAUUUUAUUCUAAUGCAGAAUUUUUAGGGACUUCUGCUUAACUAUUCUCAUUGCAGUUGAUGUCAAAUAAUAAUUUUGUACGUUAAUAUGUACUUAAAGAAGAGUUCACACAGUGUCAGAUAUACUGCAAUUUUUUUGUGCUUUUACUUGCUUGACAUUCAUCAAGAUAAAUAUUUACAUGUUAUGAAACAAUUGGGAUUGCAUUUUUGAAUUUGAGUGAUGGGUAGGGGUUUCACAUAUAUCAUGGUCAGACACUGGCAGUGUAUUCAGUCUUGAUGCUACUCUCUUUUUUCCCCCCUGAGGAGGGAAAUACCAAAUUUAAAUUUGUCUCGGAAGCAAUACUUCGUUAUAAAAACACUUACAUGAAUAUUUUGCCUGAAUUGCCUUACAUGAGGACAUGUAAAUAUCUACAAACUAAAGGUUUUUUGUAGCUCAUUAUAUUGUUUAACUUUAUGGUGAAGCAAUCCCACUGUGCUAUUCGCAACAUACAUAAAAUGUUAAUUACAAAUAUUGCAACAAAUAUUAUCUUCAUCCUCUGUGAAAUAUUGCACAUCCUCUGUGAAAUAUUACAGUUUUCAUCACUCAGAAUUACUGAAUUAAAGUCCGAACAAAUAAUUUUCUUUUAUAUUUAAUACUGAUGGGAAAGAGAAAAGUAGUCAAAGCUCACAAACACAAAUUUUUGUAGCAAUGUAGAUCACAACAGCUAUCCACAAAGCUCUCAUACCCUAUUCAGUGCAGUGACACACAAUUGCUGUGAUUUUGACAAAUGUGAGCACAUGGUGCAAGUGCUGCCACAGUACUGCACAUAACCACAUAACCUUCCAUACCUCUACACAUAACUUUGAACUUUCUCUUCCACUCCUAUUAACCACUUCGAGCAGUUCCCUCUUUGGAAUCAAUUUAUAGAUAACCUUUGGGAAAAGUUGAUUGAAGCCACUAUAAAGCUAUACACUGUGUUUACUUGAUAGUAUAGGAAGUUGUAUGUGUUCAAAUUUAAGAUUUUGAAAAUUUUUGCCACUAGCAUGAGUGCCUUGAAAGGUGGCCACUUAAUCCAAUUCUGUCACUUCCAAUACAGUUUGCCACCGUUUUAAUAUAUUAAUAUUUGAGGAAAUUGUUUGAAUUCAUGGUGGAAUUGUGUUUCUGACACAAGUGACAAUUUAAUCUUAUUUAGUAAAAAAGGUGUUGUUAUUUUGGUAUUAAUUUCACACAGGGAAGAAUAUCAGCCAUAUUUCCCCCAGAAAAUCAUUUGUAUUGUUGUAAAUUCAGCUUUAAUUGCCAGAGAACACAACCUGUGUGUGUGUGUGUGUGUGUGUGUGUGUGUGUGUGUGUGUGUGUGUGUGUGUGUGUGUGUGUGUGUGCGUGCGCGCUUCACUCUCUGCGUCCCCUGCUCCCCUCCCUCUGAGUCUCCUGCCCUUGCAAUAAUGUUAUAGUCUUCAAUUUAAUGUGUCCUCUCACAGUAGGUAUAACGUCUCACAGUAGGUAUAACGGUACUCAUGUCUUGUGCUUGAGUGCAUGUGCAGGCACAAAUAAUUAUUUGUCACAUUUUUUGUCCCCUCAAUUAAGGUCAGUUGUUUGGGUGCUCAGCAUUCUGUGUUAAUUCUUCACUGUAUGUAAACAAAACUGUAUCCUGAAUGAAUAUUUCGCUCUGUAGUUGUGUGUGCUCUGUUUUGAAACUUCUUGAGAGGUUGAAAUGGUGUGCUGGGUCUAGGAUUCAAACCUGGAAUCCUGCCUUUAGCAAGAAAUGCCCCUACCAUCUGAAUUAUCUGAGUAUGACUCACGAUUUGUCUCCAUAGCCUCUGUUCUGCCAAGAUCUUUUUCCUAUUUUCCAAAAUUCACAGAUCUCCUGCUUACAUUGCUGGACUAGCACUCCUGGAAGAAAUAUUCUGGGUUCAAGAACCAUUCCAGCAUGCAGUUUUAAUCUAAGUUCCAUAAAAUUAUGUGAUAAAGUGAUGUAAUUAACAAGUUGAGCUUUUUUGGGUAAUAACUGUAUUGUAUGGUGAAAUUGCAUUUUCAUUAUUUGAUGUAAAAAUACAACACCUUACAUAGAAUGUGCUACAGUAGUUCUGUAUCAGCCCACUUGAGAUAUGUUUAAUGCAGAAAUUUUGGCUGAGCAGUAUCACAUGAUGUUGUAAUGAUUGCUGUUUAUCCAGUAUCCAGAAAUUCCAGAUUGACCUGGAUAAAGCUAAUUUAUUAAGCUUUAAUUAAACAUAUUACUUCACUUUGCUGGCUUGAGUGGUACAUUGAUUUACAAUGAAUUUUGCCUACUAUAUGUAUAAAAUUUGAUAACUUGUGAAGAAAACAUGUUGGUGCUAUUUCAAAUAUGAAAUAAUAAUCAUUGUUUACUUGUUGUAUUAUGGGUUGUAUACUUGUUGUUAUCCAUUCAUAGAAAAGGGAAAAAUAUAAUCAAUCAUGUUUCCUUUUUUACUGUCAUAUUUCUAAAAUUUAAAUGUUUUAUCUAAUAUUAAUGUAUAUGAUGAACACUGUAAGUGGCCUUAAAUUUAUGUAUUACUUGCUAUUCUGCUAUGUAUACAAAUGAAAUUCUGGAACAAAAUAUUUUGCCUACUCUUUCUGAAAUAUAAGUUUGCUUUCAGUUCUA